Messenger RNA from Plasmodium reichenowi, 600 nucleotides. RefSeq lists its product as hypothetical. The record is from RefSeq and is a predicted model, not a curated record. The transcript is spliced from 2 exons. Lineage: Eukaryota; Apicomplexa; Aconoidasida; Haemosporida; Plasmodiidae. Bases 1 to 600 code for a protein of 199 amino acids.
AUGAAUAAAACUAAUGAGGUAGAUGAUUGGACAGAAUGGCUAGAUGACGAUGAUGAAAAAAGAGAAGACGAAUUUCAUAUAGAUUCAACAAAAGAUGAAGCCAUUAAAAAAAAAAUUUUACAAAAUAAUUUAGAUGAUAUAGCAGACUUUUUAGAUAUAGGUGAUAAUAAAAAGAAAAAAGUAGAAGAAACUGAGAACAAAGUAAAACCUAAAGUAACCGAAAAAAUUAUAACUCUAGAAAGUACCCCAUUAAAUAGUAUAAAAGAUUGUGAAACCUUAGGUGAAAUAUUAGCAGGAAGAAUACGAAAAUGUAAAGCCAAGAGUGUAGCAUUAGAAAGAUUCAUAUCAAUAAUUAUUACAGCAAGUGAAAGUAAAUUAGAAGAUAAAGAUCUACUAACCGUUAGUAGAAAAUUACAAGAAAUGGUUACACAAAGAGAGAAAAAAAAAAGAUAUGCACAAAUUAAUAAAAAGAAACCAAACGAAGUUAAAAAUUCAAUUAAAAAUUAUGAAGAUGAAGUGGAUAUGAUAUAUGGUGACUUAUCCUAUGAUGAAGAUGAUUAUGAAGAAGAGGUUGUGGAUGAAUACCUUGAAAAUUUUUAA